Messenger RNA from Mirounga angustirostris (Northern elephant seal), 6794 nucleotides. It is a transcript of the gene CBX7, whose product is annotated as chromobox 7. Lineage: Eukaryota; Metazoa; Chordata; Mammalia; Carnivora; Phocidae. The transcript has 8 exons. Gene Ontology annotation, cellular component: PRC1 complex. The coding region runs from base 3139 to 3846 and encodes 235 amino acids. Gene Ontology annotation, biological process: negative regulation of transcription by RNA polymerase II. The record is from RefSeq and is a predicted model, not a curated record.
UGUUAGUGGCAAAGGCUUAGUCUUAGUAUUUAUAAAUGUUAUUAUUUCUCCCCCUCCUGGAAAGAUAUUUCCACUGGGCCACAUAAUUCUUGAAAGAAAUUUGCACUGGACAGGCGUUUGGACUUUAUUCUGAGGGAAAUGAGCUACGGGAGGUUUUUAAGCACUAGCGUGACCCAGUCAGAUCUGCACUGGAGAAGCGCUCUCUGGCACUGUGUGGACACGGCUCGCAGGGAGCGGCAGCUGUUGCUGCAGUCCAGCGGAAAGGACGCGGGGUGUGGAGGGAAGCGGGUCAGGGAGGCAGGACUUGGGAUCCACGCAGUGGAACGACUACUACGUGCCGAACGCCAAGUGCGGGGCGGCAAAAGCCGCCCCGGCCACACCUGCCGCGAAUUAUUGCCUAGCCGGGGCCCUCCGCACAGUCGCCCACCCACGGACGGACGGACGGACGGAAGGACGAACGUGCAGGCGCCUGCUCAGGACCGGCCAAACCACGCCGCUCCGGAGCCCGGAUCUAGAAGCCUCGGUCCGGAGAUGCAAAAUCCCGGCCGGCCCCGCCCUCCCGCCGCUCGGGGGUCCGCACGCCGGCCCCGCCCGCGCCUCUGUGGGAGGGUAAAGUCGAAUAUCUGGUGAAGUGGAAAGGAUGGCCUCCAAAGUACAGCACGUGGGAGCCGGAAGAGCACAUCCUGGACCCCCGCCUGGUCAUGGCCUAUGAGGAGAAGCCUCAGUCUCUCUGCUGUAAAAUGGGCCAUCCCUAAUAACACCGGCUCUGAUUCCCCCAAAGGGAGGAGAGAGACCGAGCGUCGGGGUAUAGGAAGAGAGGCCCGAAACCCAAGCGGCUUCUGCUGCAGGUAACCCCGCCAGCCUUGGUGCCCAUCCACAGGUCCCCCUGCUCCUCCCACCAGUCUCCCCCACCCUCUGCAUUUGCACCAGCUAGUUGACCUGAACCACUCACCGUCCUUGCUCUGCCCAGGGCACUGUGGGGUGGGGGCCCUUAGUGGGUAAGUCUCCAUGGGGGGAGUGUGGGGAAGGAAGACAGCCGGCGGGGGGAAGUGCUGUGGGGUUUGGGGGAGGGUGGGUAUAUGGCUGAUGGGAGCCUAAAAUUUUGAAAGCUUAGAAUCUUGUAAAUAAGCCUUUAUGAGACUCAAAGUCCCCCAAACAUUGUAAUAUUUGUAGGACCUCAGAAACAUAAACUUUAGGAUUGAGGAAAUGUGGGAGCCUAGGGUUUUAGAACCCAAGAAAGGGAGACUCAGAAUUCUGGAACUGUUGUCUUGGGAUGCCCUAGAAAUGUGGCAUUUUUGAGAAAGGAGAAACCUACGGGGCCCCCUUUUCCAGUCCUCUGCCAGAGGCGGGCGUCUAGACUCCGGAACACCUCAAGUUACCCAGGUCUUGGGGCCCCUUUGCUGACUUCACUGCUUUGCGUGGGAAGCGGGUGGAGUUUGAAGUGAUGUGAUAUGAGGCAAGUCUCUUUGCCUCUCUGAGCUUGAAUUUUCUCAUCUGUAAAAUUGGGAUGAUAAGCAUAGCUGCUCUCCUUAAUUGAAUAAGUUUCACCCAGGUGUUCGAAGCCAAACGAUAAGGCUUCUUGGUCCACACAGUGUGAGCCAUGGCCAGUCUCCUGCCCACCCUUGAGUACAGAUCACCUGAAGCUUUGGACAGAAAAGAUGGGUUUCCCUUCACGCAGUGGGCAUUUUCCAUGGGGUUUGGAAUGAAUUGGGUCCCAGGAAGAAAGGUAUCUGUCUGUCGCACGUCUUUCCCGAACUUAGCAACUUAGAGCAAUAAACACUUAGCAUAUCACAGUCGGGUGGGUCAGGAAUUCAGCAGUCCUGUAGCUGGUUUAGUGAUUCUAGUUCACGUUACAGUCGUGAUGCCAACCGGCGCGCGCUCAUCUGGAUGUUUGACUGGGGCGGCGUGAUCUGCUUCCAAGGUGGCUCCUCACAUGCCCGCAAGUCAGCUCUGGUUGUUGACAGGAGGCCUGGGACUUUCCAUGCGGACCUCUCCGAGGGCUCCCGGGUGGCCUGACAGUGUGGCCACUAGCUUCCCCCAGAGCGGAUGAUCCAAGAGCAAGGGAGGAGCACAGUGUCUUUAAUGAGCUAGCCUUGCAAGUCCCACACCCCAGCACCCGGGGCCGAGGGGACCUGGGUGUGAACUGCUUGAGGCGGGCCUUGCUGGGGCAGUCUCAGAGGCCGGCCACUGCAGUUUCUUCACCAUCAACUGACGAAGAAACUGAGGCUCCAGGAGGCCAGGAGUUUCCCCAGGGUGACACAGCUGGAUCCAAACCUAGGUCUGACUCCAGGGGCUCCGGGAUGCCUGUUAGUAGCUGAGGUCCUCCCUUGGUGAGGUGGAGAAGGGCAAAGACCAAGCGCUUUGCAGUGUUGGAGUUCACUGGGCUCGUGAUGGCCGCUGCGCCAGGCUGAAGGAGCGGGUUUUGGUUAAGCUGCAAUAGGAUAAGCCCUCCCAACAUUGCAGUCUUGUCCCGACCUCUCCCUGGCCAGCCCUCCUCCUGUCCCAUAACAGCCUGCGUCCCGGGCCGAGUGACGGGCAUUAGCGGGCAGGACGGGAGAACGGAGCCUGUGUGUGCGAUCUCGGCUCCCAGCUGGGGGAUGUUUGACCUACAGGCCCCAUCUCAUGGCCUCACUCUCUUCCUGGGGGCUCUUGGCCUCUGGUGACAGGUGGCAGCAGAAGAUACUGUCCCGGAGGGAUCCAGGCCCUCCCAGCACCUUAGCACCAAGGAUCUUUCUUGGAUCUGUACACAUCUUGGCCAAAGUCAAUAAAACAAAUCCCUAGAGUACAAAACUCCAGCCCUUAAGUGGUGGAACACGUGCCCUCCAGCCCCAUCCUAACAAGAGUGCCAUGUGGCGUCGCAGAGGGCUGGGCCCGCAGCUCGGAGUGGAGGAGGACCCCAAGAAUCUUAGGGCAUCCACCUCACACCAUCUCCUUGGCCUGCUGGCUGUUUCAGCCUUGGGGGUCCUUUAGUAGGCAAAAAUUCCUUCCCCGUGAUGAAGAAUAACUCCUUAGUUUAUCUGCUUCAUAAAUCCAGAUUUGCUUUUUCUUGGUCAAUUUUCAGUCCGUACUCUUGGAUGCUCCUCUGCUGUGUGGCCCCUGUCCCCGAGCCACCUGCACCUCCCCCCGCCGCCCGGGGAGAUGAGGUGGCACCAGGCCAGGCCUGGGGCUGGGCUGGUCAGGGGUGGCUUUCUGGGCUGGGCUGGGGGCUGGGGUAAUUGCUGGCUCUGGGCCAUGCAGCACAGGGAAGGGCACUCCAGGCGGGAGGAACAGCAUGAGCAAAGGCGCGGCCGCGGCCGGGAGGGCAGGGCUGACCCGCCGUGCCCUGGCUUGCCCCCGCAGCGGCUGUACAGCAUGGACCUGCGGAGCUCCCACAAGGCCAAGGUCAAGGAGAAGCUCUGCUUCUCCCUGACGUGCCCACUCGGCAGCGGGAGCUCUGAGGGGGUGGUCAAGGCAGGGGCGCCCGAGCUGGUGGACAAGGGCCCCUUGGUGCCCGCCCUGCCCUUCCCGCUCCGCAAGCCGCGCAAGGCCCACAAGUACCUGCGGCUCUCACGCAAGAAGUUCCCGCCUCGCGGGCCCGACCUGGAGAGUCACAGCCAUCCACGGGAGCUCUUCCUGCAGGAGCCAGCAGCCCCGGACGUCCUGCCCGCAGCCAGCGAGUGGGAGCCCGCUGAGCAGCCCCCCGAGGAGGAGGAUGCAGACCUGGCCGAGGGGCCCCCUCCUUGGACACCCGUGCUCCCCCCAAGUGAAGUGACAGUGACCGAUAUCACCGCCAACUCCGUCACCGUCACCUUCCGCGAGGCCCAGGCGGCUGAAGGUUUCUUCCGGGACCGCGGCGGGAAGUUCUGAGUCACCAUUUUUACUCUUCGUAAACUGUUUGCUUUUGGGCUUGGGGUGGGGACUUCCAGAGAUGGGGAGGGGUUGGGGGCGGGGUAAUUAUUUUAUUUAAAAAAAUAUGGAACAGGAGCAGGGGGCAAGAUCCCGACACUUUCCCGCCACCUCGCCCGUUUCUCUGCGCCUGAUGUUUACAGAAAGGGUUGGUGGUCUGUUUUGGGGGCUGGGGCUGGGGCGGCCUGGCAUCGCUCUGCCCAGCAGGGGGUCAUCUCUGGGCCAGGAUGGAGACAGGGCCACCCAUCCCUGGACACCUCCAUCAUCAUUCUUCUCUAGAGACGCAGCAGCUGGUCCCAGGAGCCAAAGGAGAAUGGAGGGCCCAAAUCCUUUCCCUUGAGCCCCCCACUCCCUCCUUUCUGGUUGGUUUCCCUUUUCCUUUUUGGGGGUGGGGGGGUCUUUAUUUUUAACUUUCCACUCCAGCUUUGCGGUGGGACAUAGAGGCUGGCUUUGACCAAAAAUGACCGGGUCAAGACGAGGGGGCAGGAGGAAGGCUUUGCGGUUGUUGUGGUGCGUCCCAUACCCUUCCCUGGGCAUGGCUGCCAGCUGAGCCCCUUCCACUGGGAGCCCCCCCCACCCCACAUCACCUGGCAUGUGAGAAACACUCAUGUGCACACCCAGCCACACAGGCGUGCACACCCGGCCCCGGGACCCUGUGACUGCGGGCAGUGUGUCUGCAGAUGCGCGCAGUGGGUCUUGUAAACCUCCUGUUGAGAACCCCGACCUGGUGAAUUGUGGGGUGACUCCCAGCCUCAGAACUUGUCACGGGCACCCCACGCUUACCAGCCUUGCCCAGCACGUCAUGUGACAGGAUCGCUCCCGACUCAGUCUGCUCACAGCUGUCCGCAGAUGUGGUUCCGUGGCUUUACUUGGCCAGCCGCAGGUACGCCGUGGGUCAGCACGGGCUCUGAGGCACGUGGGCCCUGUCCUUCCUCCCCCGAGGGCUCUUGUUUUCUCUGACUCAGGUGACUUUUCAACCCUACCCACUCCUCUCUUUUGCUGCCCUCCCAGAGAGGGAGGGAGCAUCCCACCACCUUCUCAGGGCAGCCUUCAACUCCCGAAACCCUUCCUCCUUCCAUUCUGCGUCCCCUCCCCAUUCAUCCUAAUUGCCACAGCUGGGAGUGACCUAGUGUUCCUGGGGGGGCCUCUGCCAUGUCUUCCUGCAGUGGGGCUGCAGUGGAUGGUGGGUCAGGCUGUGUAUGAGCCCCCGCCUGCUUGGCAGGGGCUGUGGCCGCCAGGAGGAGGGGCUCUUGCUUUCUGCUUUGCACAGAUGUGCACUGUGGCCAAAUAGCUUCCCAGGCCGCGAGGAGGGGCUGUUCCCCUGCUCCAGCCCUGUAAGGGAGAAAAAGCCAGGUGGGGCUGGGCACGGGGGAGCAAAAGUAAAAGGCCGGCUCCCUCCACCCUUCCCCUAUCAUCAGAGUUGGGCACUGGGGGGUGGGGCCCUGCCCACCCUCUCCCAGGGCCCUCUCCCCACUCUGCUUUGUCCUGAGGAAGUCAGCAGAAUCCCGCUGAGGCGAGGAUAGGGUGAUUCUUCUCCCAGACCCCUUCUUCCCAAGUUCCCAAACCAAAGACAGCCUGGACCCCAUUUUUGUUUGGGGUGCCCUGCUGGCAAGAUUCCUAAAUCCCUGAGUCUCUCUCUCCCCUUCCUCCUUAAUCCUUUGUUGUCCAGGGUCAAUUCAGUGCUUCCAUUCGGGGGUGGUCCUCUCUGGUGGUUCCUCCCAGCCUAGGAAGUUGACUCUAGAGGAGUAUGUGAGGGCGGACCAGGGAAGGAGGGGCAGCAGAACUCCCCCCCAACCCCGCCCCAUCCAGCUGUGAGAACCUGGGUCCAGGAAGGGCAGCCUGGAGUUGGGGGACUCUCCCAGGACAUGGGCUCCCAGCAGAUGUGAGGGUGUUGGAGCGGUGGGGGGGGCGGCCGGGGGGGGCCUCUCUAAUCGAAUGCUAUUGGCCGUGGCUUUGGGGCUGGGCUGGCAGCUUGCAAUAGAAGGCAUACACCCCAUCCCGCAGGGGACAUGGGACCUCUUCCUGCCUCAUGGGCACUUUCAAAGAGCUGUUUGUGCAAUUUGCGGGCUUGGGGGAGUCUGGGGGGGGCCGUUUGUGGAGUGAGACAGCUGAUGUUCUGUCUGCUGCAGCAGGAUGCUUCUUGCCUCUUCCUCAGCCCUUGAAGGCACGCAGGGUGUCCUGCAUCUCAGAGAGGGGCUCCCCACGGCUCCCCAGGUUGGAGACCUCUAUGAAGGGCUGGGUGUGGUCUUGCAGGCCUUUGCCCAGCCCUGAGCGUCCCAGCGGGGCCUGGGACACUGAGCUCCCACCCCACCCCACCCCAUCCCAGAAGGCCAGUACUCUCAGCGGUGGGGACGCUUAGAAAGAGUUGGACCGUCUGUCUUUCCUUCCCCAGCCCCCACCCAUUUUGAAUGUAGAGAGCCCGAGCCCGAUCGGUACUUCCCUCUUGCUGUGGGAUGGGGUGAGGAGAGGGUUCCCCCACCCCUGGCUGGGCCACUUGCAAUGCCCAGCCGAUGCCCUGUCAUCCCUCCAGGGGGAUGAUCCCAUUGCUGACUCCCCUCCUGCAGGGGGAGGCGCUAUGCCCAUGUAAGGUGGCUUAGCUUUGCUUUGUAAGUGGCCGGCCUGAACUCCACAUCUCAGCACAAGAAGGCUGCCUUUGCACGGAAUGAGCGUUGAGCUUUGUUCAGACAACGUGAAUGUAUUUGGGAGGGUUGGGGGCGCGGGCUGAUUCCAAGCACAUGCCUUUUCUGAGCGAGUGUGUGCUGGGAGGGCUAGAGCGGAUGCAGAGCGCGGUUUAUUUUUGUACUGAUAUUGGUAAGAGACUGUAUAGCAUCUAUUUAUUUAGAUGAUUUAUCUGGUAAAUGAGGCAAAAAAAUUAUUAAAAAUACAUUAAAGAUGAUUUUGAAAAAAAA